UGCGCAUGCGCAUUUUCAUUUUAGAUCGACGGGCACAUGUUUGAUCAACUGUAUUCAUAGCCUAAAACAUUAGCCUGUUCUGUUUCUUUUCGUCUUAAAAGUUAUUUUUGAAGAACUCUAUCAAAAUGACUUCAGAAGGAAAGAAGCUACCCUAUAAGAUAGCUAACCUGGAGCUGGCUGACUUUGGUCGGAAAGAAAUCGAGUUGGCAGAAGCUGAAAUGCCUGGACUCAUGCGUAUGCGCCGCCUGUAUGGAGAAGAAAAGCCAUUGAGUGGUGCAAGGAUUGCAGGCUGCCUUCAUAUGACCAUCCAAACAGCUGUAUUAAUGGAAUCUCUAAUUGACUUGGGAGCGGAGGUUCAAUGGAGUUCUUGCAAUAUUUUCUCAACUCAAGACCAUGCAGCUGCUGCAAUGGCAAAACGUGGCAUAGCUGUUUAUGCUUGGAAAGGGGAAACUGACGAGGAAUAUGUUUGGUGCGUUGAUCAAACAAUCUUUUGGCCAGACGGGAAACCGCUAAAUAUGAUCCUUGAUGAUGGAGGAGAUUUAACAAACCUAGUGCAUACAAAGUAUCCGGAACUCUUGGGAGGUAUCAAAGGGAUUACUGAAGAGACAACUACUGGAGUGGCAAACUUGUACAAGAUGUUCAAGAAAGACGCUUUGAAAGCUCCAGCCAUUAAUGUAAACAACUCUGUAACAAAGAGCAAGUUUGACAAUCUGUACGGAUGCCGUGAAUCUCUUGUGGAUGGCAUUAAGAGAGCUACAGACGUCAUGUUGGCUGGAAAGGUGUGUGUGGUAGCUGGCUAUGGAGACGUGGGCAAAGGAAGUGCAAGGAGUUUGACGGCCUUCGGUGCUAGAGUUAUCAUUACUGAAAUUGAUCCUAUCAAUGCUCUCCAAGCUGCAAUGGAAGGUUAUGAAGUGACCACAUUGGAAGAAGCAGUGGAACGUGCUAGCAUCUUUGUGACUGCUUCUGGGUGCUGUGAUAUUCUUCGGCCAGAGCAUUUUGUCAAAAUGAGGGACAAUGCCAUUUGUUGCAACAUAGGCCACUUUGACUGUGAGGUUGAUGUUGCUUGGCUGGAUACAAACUGUGAGAAGACAACCAUCAAGCCACAGGUUGAUCGUUACACUCUCCCAAAUGGAAACCACAUUAUACUGCUAGCACAGGGCAGGUUGGUGAACCUUGGAUGCGCUACAGGUCAUCCCAGUUUUGUUAUGAGCAACUCGUUCACCAACCAAGUACUCGCACAGAUCGAGCUGUGGACAAAGUCUGAGAAUUAUCCUGUUGGAGUGUACAUUCUUCCUAAAAAGCUUGAUGAGGAAGUGGCUAGAGCUCACCUUGACCACCUAGGAGUGAAGUUAACUGCCUUGAAUGACAAGCAGUCUGAGUACACUGGUAUAAACAAAGAAGGUCCCUUCAAACCAGACUACUACCGAUACUAGAACAUUUUGUCAGAUGAACCGAUAACUGUUGAACUAAAAUUAGAAGUUUGUUUGCUAGAAUAAUUAUAAUAAGUUAUUUCUUUCUCUGCAUAAA
Molecule: messenger RNA, 1527 nt
Organism: Halichondria panicea
Lineage: Eukaryota; Metazoa; Porifera; Demospongiae; Suberitida; Halichondriidae
Product: adenosylhomocysteinase B-like
Exons: 9
Coding region: 126-1433 (435 amino acids)
Biological process (GO): L-methionine cycle
Cellular component (GO): cytosol
Molecular function (GO): adenosylhomocysteinase activity
Source: RefSeq, a predicted model, not a curated record